AAAAAAAUAGAGGUUUUGCUUUUGUGGAAUAUGUAGAAGUCGAUGAUGCAAAACAUGCACUGUACAAUAUGAAUAAUUUUGAAUUGAAUGGAAAAAGGAUUCAUGUGAAUUAUUCAAAGACCAAAAAAGCUGAUCAUUAUAAGCCAAUUUGGAUUGACGAAAUGUAUAAUCAAGAAAAGAUGAAGGAUCUAGAAGAGGAAAAUUUAAAUGAUGAUACUUUAAAAGGGGAAAACUGA
Molecule: messenger RNA, 236 nt
Organism: Plasmodium gaboni
Lineage: Eukaryota; Apicomplexa; Aconoidasida; Haemosporida; Plasmodiidae
Product: putative RNA-binding protein
Exons: 3
Molecular function (GO): RNA binding
Source: RefSeq, a predicted model, not a curated record